AUGCCUCGGCUGGCCACCGGCGGAUGCGAACCCUCAAACCGCGCCAAGGGCACGAGCGACAUCACGAGUGUCACCUGCGGCAAGACCACCUACACGCGCGACCAGAUCGAGGAUGCCGUCUUCGAGGGCUGCCGCCUGCACGCCGCCGGCGAGCAGCUGGGCAACAGCCGCUACCCUCACCGCUUCAACAACCGCGAGGGCCUGACCUUUUCCACCUCGGGCCCCUACCAGGAAUUCCCCAUCCUCUCCAACGGGAAUGUCUACUCCGGCAAAAAUAAACACACGACACUAACACCCACCCCAGGAUCCCCCGGCGCCGACCGCGUUGUCUUCAACCCCGAUUACCAAGGCAGCUGUGUGUACGCGGGCGCCAUGACGCACACGGGCGCGCCCACCCGCAACGGCUUUGUCGAGUGUGAGGAGGAGACCGGCGGCAGCGACAGCGGCAGCGGCAGCGGCAGCGGCACCACCUCCUCGGUCAGCCCCAGCCGCACUACCAUCUCCGGUACGGUGUCCGGGGCGGCGCCGACGGCGACGGGGACGGGGGAGCCGGAGGAUAAUGCGGCUGCUGUUAAGGGGGUGAUGGGGAUGGGGGUGCAGGGGGUGGUGGUGGGGUUGGUGGGCGGGUUGUUGUGGUUGUAG
Chaetomium globosum CBS 148.51 is the source of this 642-nucleotide messenger RNA. RefSeq lists its product as uncharacterized. Gene Ontology annotation, molecular function: RNA binding; RNA endonuclease activity. The record is from RefSeq and is a predicted model, not a curated record. Lineage: Eukaryota; Fungi; Ascomycota; Sordariomycetes; Sordariales; Chaetomiaceae. Bases 1 to 642 code for a protein of 213 amino acids. The transcript is spliced from 2 exons.